CUCGCGUGUACGUGCGGGCAGACAGAGUGUGAUGGCGGACAGGCGGAGCCCCGCUUCCUCAUUCCUCUCUGAGCUCUGACCGAACCGCGGCGGCUCUGAUCGACCACCCUCAGCGGCGGAGCCCUGAACCACAGACCGACUGUCGGUGCUGGUUCGCGGUCUGUGUGUCCGCGUCAUGAGGAUGCCUGCGUCAGUGGAGGCGAGCGGCGGCCUGAAACUGUGCCGACAGGCCCAGACUCAGCUGGAGGAGGCGGUCAACAGUGUGAUGAAGGCCGAGCAGCAGCUGAGAGAAAACACCAGAGAGGUGCGCUUGGAGCUUCAGAGCUGUGUGAGUCGCCAGCAGGAGGCGCUGCGCUGCAGAGAGGUGUGGCUGCUCGGCCAGAUUGAGUUACUGGAGCAAGUGAAGACGGAGACGCUGCAGCAGCAGCUGCACCAGCUGCACCGGCUGCGAGGUCAGUUUGACGUCAUCGCUCAUCAGCUGCACAACAACAUCAACAGCAACGACCUGAGCAACCAGCUGACCAGCUGCAUGGAGAAGUUGUCCUCUCUAAGUCUGACUCCAGAGGAGACGCCUGAGAUGAGUUUCCACGCCGACACUCGCUCUCUGAAGAACGCCAUCACCUCGUUCGGAAGCAUCACCGCACAGCUUGUGGGGGGAGUGUCCUCUCAGAGCCCCACCCUCCAGAAAGGUCAGGUGCAGAACUCGCCAAUUGCAGCCAAGAAGCAGAAGUCCGAGGGCGGAGCUCUGGAGGAGUGGCUUCUGGGUAAUCCUUCCACCAGCAGCGCUCCUGUUGGUCUCCAGCCCAGUAAGAACCCUCAGGAUUGGCUGAUGUCAAGUAAGGAGACCAAGACUUCCUGUCCUGUCCUGGCCUCAGUGGACUUCCUGCAGGCCUGGGGUCAGCUCAGGGACCUGGAGGCCUGGGUCCUCAAGGACCAGAUCCCCAUGAGCCGGGAGAGAACCCUGAGCAGCUGUAGCUCCGCCUUCUCCAUCGAGAAAAUUGACGAAUCUGAGUUUGUCGUCUCCUCCUCUGAGGAGGAACUCAGCGACUGGCUCAUCACCCCACCCACUGUUGCCAUGGAUACCGUGAUGGAUGCUGAGCGGUGGCAGCAGCUGCUGAAGCCGUUUGAAACCAGCUGGUCGCCCAGUGAUUGGCUCGUAGGAUCGAGUCACAUGACCACGGCCGCUGCCACGGCUGACUGCUCCUCCUGCUGCCAGACCACCAAGGCGGUAGAGAUCGAGAAUCUGGGCCGGCUCAGGUGCCUGAAGACUCCGCCCACCACCUCCAGUCCCAGCUCCCCAGCCACGCCCCCACCGGGCCUGGAGGUGUGGGUGCAGCAGGCUGUGCCGGAGCCACAGACGUGCAGAGCCAACGAACUGUGCUCAACCUUCGCUGACUGCGUGUGUGAGGAGAACUGCGCUAAAGACGCGCUCAGCCGCUGGCUGCUGCUGCAGGAGGGGCGGGACAAGAAUGGUGUCCCUGUGGCUAAGAAUGACCCGCCCACCACCACCACUGCCACACCUAUUAGAUCAAAGAUGGCCCCUCCCACUAUGUACCACAUAGAGCAGGAGCAGAAGGUCCAGAACAUCCUGCAGACCUGGCUCCACCCCUCCAACUCCUCCUCCUCAUCUCCUCUGGCUCUUAGCUCCACCCUUUCUGCCUGGGUGGCUCCUGGCGAGGAGAAGGCGAGCAGGGAAAACCUAGGCUCCGCCCCCCCCUCCUCACCAUUCCAGCUUCCUCUGGAUCCGGAUCGAUGGGUCAUGAGUCCGAGUCCAGGGUCAGGAGUUCAGCCCCGCCCCACAGAAGAGGACAAGUGGCUGCUGAAGAAGAGGACUCAGGCCCAGGAGCGCCUGGCGUUACCGACGGUCUGUGACCUGUUCUCCUGCAUGAAAGUGGGUGGAGACAAAGACCAGUGGCUGCACAGAUCUCCUGUCCAGAUGUGAAACUUAUCGCUGAUCGUCGCACACGACUAAAACCGCUGGCAUCGCUUCUUACUUACUGUGACAUCACCACGCUGAGCCCCGCCUCUCGUCCAAUCAGGAGGCGACUCAGGGAGGAAACAUUGAUUCCCCUGC
Messenger RNA from Solea senegalensis (Senegalese sole), 2074 nucleotides. RefSeq names its product nuclear receptor coactivator 4 (gene ncoa4). Gene Ontology annotation, molecular function: transcription coactivator activity. The transcript has 11 exons. Bases 176 to 1942 code for a protein of 588 amino acids. The record is from RefSeq and is a predicted model, not a curated record. Gene Ontology annotation, biological process: intracellular iron ion homeostasis; response to hormone. NCBI's taxonomy places the organism in Eukaryota, Metazoa, Chordata, Actinopteri, Pleuronectiformes, Soleidae.